Molecule: messenger RNA, 2765 nt
Organism: Oryzias melastigma (Indian medaka)
Lineage: Eukaryota; Metazoa; Chordata; Actinopteri; Beloniformes; Adrianichthyidae
Product: ephrin-B2a
Exons: 5
Coding region: 423-1412 (329 amino acids)
Biological process (GO): blood vessel morphogenesis; ephrin receptor signaling pathway; axon guidance
Cellular component (GO): plasma membrane
Molecular function (GO): ephrin receptor binding
Source: RefSeq, a predicted model, not a curated record
AAAAAUGUAAAAAUGAAAUAAAAAUAAAGAUAAUUCUGCAUAAGGUAUGCUAUUAUGUGUUUUUCAGAUCUGAGUUAAAAACUAUGAAGAUGAAAGCACGUGCCCACCCACUCUCCCGCGCGCGCGCGUGGUCUGUAAAAGGGUGGAUCGGUCAGUCAGCUGAUGACUAAAACACUCCACUCCAUCUCUGCGCUCCAUUUCGUCACACGAGCGAUUCUCCAGCCAAUUACGCGCAAUGUGGAAGAUUUCAUCCAACCGCUGGAGGACGGCUGACAAUUUAGAGGGAUUUCUCUUGGAAAUGCGUCCUCUGCGCGCACCUGGAACCACCGGAGACAUGGCGAGGAGACAGACUGCUGCCACUUUUCAUUUAUGAUACUCAGCCGAGGGGUUUUAUUUCCUUUUUCUUCAGCAUUUUUCCUGUGAUGGGGAGAAGCGCGCGGGGCUGCGCUGCUGUGAUCCUGCUGGCCAUCGUUUGCUCCUGCCGUGCUGCCACACUGGAGUCUAUCCUGUGGAGCAGCUCCAAUACAAAAUUUAAAGCUGGAAGGGGACUGGUGCUCUUCCCUCAGAUAGGGGAUAAGAUGGACAUCGUGUGUCCGCGGGCAGACGGGUCUGCUGGGGGGAGCAAGGAGGAGUUCUACAAAGUCUACCUGGUCUCUCGAAGUCAGCUGGAGAGCUGCUCGAUCGACAAGAUGGACACCCCCCUGCUGAACUGUGACAAGCCUUACCGGGACGUGAAGUUCACCUUCAAGUUUCAGGAGUUCAGCCCCAACCUGUGGGGGCUGGAGUUCCUCAAGGGGAGGGAUUAUUACAUCACCUCCACAUCUACAGGCUUUCUGAGAGGUCUGGACAACACCAACGGAGGGGUGUGUCGGAACAAAUCAAUGAAGCUGGUGUUAAGAGUCGGCCAAAACUCUUCAGAUCCACCAUCCACGCUUCAGGAGUCUCCGACCAGAUAUCCACCCACACCGCCCAAGUCCAAGGCCAAGGAUGCCUCCAUGAAAGAAAAGAACAUUAAAAAUUUGGGCCUGGACACGGGGCAAACAAACCCUGGCGGGAUCAGCGGCUCCAGGGCAGGACUCUUUAUUUGGAUCGUCUCCGGCUGUGUCACACUUCUUGUGGUUAUUACCAUUCUGCUGGUUGUGAUGUGGAAGUACCACCAGCGCCGCUGUGUUCCUGACAGGCAGCAGCAGCCUGCCUCCUUGUCCCUCAACACUCUGGCUGUGCCGAAGCGGGACAGCAUCAGCAGUGACAACAUCGGCUCCGACCGAAGCGACAUCGUCUUUCCUCUGCGGGCCUCCGAAAGCAUGAUCUGCCGUCACUACGAGCGCGUGAGCGGUGAAUACGCGCCCCCUGUGUACAUAGUCCAAGAGAUAAUGCCCCACAGCCCCACCAACGUCUACUACAAAGUCUAAUGUCUCCUGGCAAUCUUUUACUCAAUAUGUGGAAUAACUUGUAAAAAAUCAAACGUGUGGACUUCCAUGGCUGCACCUGCCAACUGUAGGAAGCUGACAUGAAAGCUGUGUUUCCCUGUCCCCAUGUGUCAGACAGCUUACCACUCUGCAGGGGCUUCACAGGAAGUUUCAUUUUCCAAAGUGAAGAGACAAUUCAAGAGAAAACGUGUAAGAUUCAGUCUGAAUCUCACAUGACUUGCAGAGAGCAGCGGUUAUUUAUGAAAAAUGCAUUUAUUUAUUUUGAACGAUUCAGUAUGUGGCAGUUGAGUGUUUUAUUUAAUUUAUUCUCAAAGGAUAAGAUGGGAUUAAUGUGACGGAUUUUCCAUGGUUUAAAUUCUGCAAACAAUGAAAAUACUGUCAAGUGAAAAGAAAAUUAAAUGGUUUUGAUUAAAGAAAAAAUCUAUCAAGGUGUCCAAACCUUCUUAUUGAUGCUGCAUGACUAAAAACCAGUGUGGAUUCAUAACUCCGGAUCGAUGUAACAGGAAAAGGAAACCGAGUGACAAACUGGUAAAAAAUAAUAGAGAAAUGAAAGUUUUCAUCAAGAAGGAAACAGCUGGAGGCACUUUUGUGGUUUUUGCCAACAUGCUAAACGAGAACUGUUAGGCCACAGAGGCACAAACACGCGUGCCUGUUGCAGCUCACUCGUGCUUGCACAAAAACAGCCAAUUCAUUGCAUUUUAUACAAUAUUUGACUCUUUUAACUAAAAUAGAUUCUCCAAUUUUUCACUCAAAGCAGAUGUAAAUUAUGUUUCAUUGGUGUUUUAUAUUAGAGCCCAUCAGUAACCUUUAGUACUUCAGUUCUUAUGACUGGAGUUCAGUAUUUUAGUGAGUCAAGAACUAUUUGAAAUGACUGAAAUGUGUUUUGUACUAUUUUUUGAGUUAUUUCCAGAUAAGUAAUUAGAUUAUCACGGCCAGUUCAGUGUCAUGAAAGAAAAGACUUACUUAAAAAAAUGGUCCCUCAACAGAAGUAAAAGGGAACUGUAUAGGAAAAAAAAAUAAAAAUUAGUACAAGUGUGGAAAAAAGUGCUGCACGGUGUUGGAUUUUUUUUUACAUUUUUUGAUAUGCUAAUAUUUUUACCAUGUUGAGACCAAUAACUUGUGUAGAAAACUUUUGGAGAAAUGUUUUUCUUAUGCAAUUCUAAUUAUAUAUAUAUUUUGCAGUUAUCAAGAAAUACAAAUUUUGUGCCAGUAAUGUGCAUCCCUCACAAUAAAUGUACAAAAGUUACAAAAAUGUAACUUUACAGAUACUGCCCACUUUACCUGAGUAACAAUACUUUAAAUAUAAAUCUACUAAAGCAUAAAAAACAAAAAAAA